AUGGAGUCUUUUGAAGAACCCAGUCAGGUUAGCAGGGAUAACUUAUUAGAAGUCCCUACUUUAAGUGAUCCCCCUUCAGAAGAUGAAGAUGUUAAAACUACUCUUAAGCCUCGUUUCUCCCCACUUCCACGAAGGCGGAAUUCUGCUUCUUCAGAAGAUACAGAGCCAGAAAUCCCAUCUACCAUUACACGAAAAGUUUCAUUUGCUGAUGCAUUUGGUUUUGAUCUUGUGUCUGUUAAAGAAUUUGAUACCUGGGAAGUUCCAACUACAUCACAAAAUGAUGUCUUUGAAGAUGAAGUUGAGCCUGUGGAGGAAUAUUUUUUAUCUCCACUGUUUACUUUGCCUGCCUCACAAGAAGAUCUUUUGCAAAAAGUGCAUGAAGAGAAAGUAUUGCUGGAGUCAGUUUUCUUCUUACCUGGAGUAACGUGUAUGAAUGGCAUUAUUAGAGUUCUAAAUAUAUCUUUUGAAAAGUUGAUAUAUGUUAGAAUGACAUUAGAUGAUUGGCAAAGUCACUAUGACAUCUUAGCAGACUAUGUGCCUAAUUCUUAUGAUGGUGAAACUGACCAGUUCUUCUUUAAGAUUUCAUUGGUUCCUCCUUAUCAGAGAGAUGAAGCUAAAGUUGAGUUCUGUAUACGUUAUGAGACAUCUGUUGGCACAUUCUGGGCAAACAAUGAUGACAAAAAUUACAUACUGGUUUGUCAUAAGAAAGUAACUAAGCAAGAGGUGGAUAAUAAAACACAAGAAGAUUUUACUGACAAAUACCUCAAAGGCUGCUUAAAGACAACGCUGAACAGCAAAGAAGAAAUACUGGCAACAUCUGAUGAUGACAUAUGGAAUAAUUCAAGGACUUCAGGUGCAAAUAUCCCAGAAAUUAUUUACUCGCAAGAGGAGGACAAAGACAUGGAACCAAUUAACAAAAAUGUAAAAGAUACAAGUGUGAAAUAUAAUGAAGGUGAUAAUGAAGAUAAUGAAAAAGAAUUAGAGUUGCUGCUAAAUCAGCACUUCACAGGAACUAGAAGUACUUCUUCCAGAGAUGAAAGGAAUUUAUACACAACAGAGCCAGUUAAUUUUCCAAAUGAAGCCCAAGGACUGGAGAAUAAGCUAACCCUUACUGAAACCAGCACCGACUUGCUUAGGCAGCCUGUGCCUAUCACUUCCUCCUCAGAAAAUAUUUUACAAGAGUUAGAAGAAUUACAUGAUAAUGAUAACAAAAAGUAUUCAAUAGGAUAUAAUUAUAGUCAGCCAUCAGCACAGGAACUUACUGCAGGCUCUGUAAACAUUAGUGAGCAGCCUUUGGAAUGCACUGAUACCGCCACCCUUUUAUCACAGGAAUAUUUGCCUGGAACAAAGCAAAAUGAGACUAUCGGUACUCCUGAUAUUGUAUCAAGCAGACAAGAAAUGAGCUAUGUGGAUGUUUCAAAAGGUGAAACAGAUAGCGCCUCAGGAAGUAAGAUGAUGGAGAGAUUAUUCAUCAGUGAAGAUGAUGCUUAUAUCUAUAAAGAGACCUAUGAAAUGAGACUAGAAGCAAUUUGUGCAGAGCAUGAUAAACCAACGCAAUUAAGUGCAUGUGCAACAGAAACACUGGAUGACAAUGCUAACCCAGCUGUAGAGCAACACAUGGUACAGAUGUCUUCCCAAACUCUAGAUUCAUUGUUGGCAGACACUGAUAAAAGUGAAGGAGAAGUCAACAUGACUGAAAGCAAAGACCAGGUGCAUGUAAGAACAGAUUUAUAUGCUGGCAUUUUUGCACAUUCUGAAACACAAGCCACAGAGUUGCUAUCAACUGUGGACAACAAACAUGAAGACAAUCCUUCACAAGCAGAUGACCAGAUUUGUUCCCAUAUAGCGGAUAAAAGAAAGGCUGCAGGCUCUUGUGAAGUCACAGAGUUUACAUGGGCAAGAGACAGAGGACACUCAGGCAACAAAAGCAAAGAAAUCUCAAGCUAUGUGGAAGAAAAUCAAAGGGAGGAGGGAUAUAGUGAAUUAAGUGAUGACUUCAGGAGAAUAGACAGUGAAUAUCCAGACGCCACUCAAUGUAGAGUGACUAUUUUUCCCACUAGUGCUUCAAAUGCUAUGUCAUUAAACCCAGAUGAUGUGUCCAGUACAGGGGAAAAUGGUCAUAAAGUUGUUGAUGAAAGACUGUACAGUCAAUGUUAUUUUUCAACAAAUAGCAAUGUUUUGCAUACAGAUCCCUGUCAACCUAAAUCUGCGAGUAUCCUUUCAGAGGAUAAGAACAGAGUGAUACCUGAAAAUCAAAGCUGGGGUGUUUCAGAAAGGCAACUGGUAGAAAGAGAGUGUGAAGCAAAUAGAUCAGAACAUAUUAAAGAACAAACAGGUGGUCAAGUUACGUGGGGAAUGCAGGAUAAUUCUGGGUGUGCAAAUGUUACUCCCAGAGAAGAAUUGUUUACCUGCCAUGAGGCUGUGGGAUUUGAAAAGUCUUCUGUAUCUGAGCAUGAUAUUACACAGGAAGCAGAAGCAAGUACAGCUUAUAUAAUUAAAACAACAUCAGAAAGUGCUCCAGAAAAAAUGUCUGCUAGCGAAAAAGCAGUAAUUGCUAAGCUACCUCAAGAGACUGCACUAAGUGACAGGCCCACAGAGGAAAAGGAAACAGCGUUUGAUACACAUGAAGGGAGAAAUGAUGGUUCACAUUAUACUCUUUGUCAACGCAACACAGUGGGUGUAUUAUAUGACACUGAAUUUGAAAAGAAAUCAGUUUUAGAUAUUUAUAAUGCACACGAACAUGAAACACUGCAAGGAGAAGCAAUGUCUGUAUGCAAUAUCAGAGAAAGACUUGCCAAAGCAGAACAUGACAUUAGAAAUAUUCCACCUGCAGAGAAAACAUUAUGGGCUUCUGCUACAGAAGAACAGAGUUUGGAACAGGAUUUACGUUCAGAAGAGUCAUCUAAAUCCCCCACAAAUCCCCAGCUGUCUUUGUACAGUAAGGAGAUUGAAGAACUUCAAAAGGAGGAAAGCAUUUUUGGAACACAUUCCCAUUUGGGUGCUAAAAAUGAAACCAAAAUGCCACCUUCUGAUACAAAUAUCAUAUCUAGUUACCAUUACAAAAACUCUUCAGUGACAUCUUCUGAAGAGUCUAUUAAGAUAAUUGCUGCUGAGGCAGAAAAUACAGGGCAUCCAAAUACAGACUCUGCAUUCAAACCACUCCCCAAUGUUUCUGCUGAAUCAGGAUAUGAUUUCAAUCCCACAAGUGAAAUGACACAUAUUAAUAAAACUCUCUCCCCUGAAGUUGAACACAAAGAAGCUCUUCAGAGUUCAGAUUUGUUGACUUCUAGCAAUGGAAGAGAAAAGAAUAUAGGCCAGUGUUUCCAUCAAACAGAGUUCAGAAAAGAUAAGUCAUUAGGGCCAAUGAUUUUAAUUAGUGAGCCUAUUGAAGAAGUUGAAGAGACAGCAUCUCAGUCUGAAGGUUUAAUAACUGAGGGAAAAAUAUUAAACUGGCAUGAUGGCUCCCAGCAUGGAAGGCAGCAUGUUUCUGAUUCUGCUGAUAUUUGUGACCAGAAAAAUGAAGCACAUAGUUUACCUAGUGAGUCUCUAGUUUUAAAGCGUAUCAGUCACAGAAUCUUCUUUUUUCUUUUCUUUGUUGUAUUUGUUGUAACGCUCUGUCAUUAUGAUUUAACGGUUUGUUUUGCACUCUACCUGUUUUCCUUGUACUGGCUAUACUGGGCUGGAGGAAGAUGCAAGGAGUCUGUAAAGAAGGAGUAACAUCAAGGUUCGUGGUCUAAAAUUGUCUCCUGCACUUAAAAUGUAAGGUUAAUACUCCUCAGCCCCUCAAAAGCAUUUUAACUGUUAGAUGGGAAUAUUCAUUGUCAAAACCACAGCAAGUUUCUUCUUGAAGCACCUUUUUAAAAAAGAAUGCAUAUGAAGCUUGUGCCUUCGUAUAAGUAAUUAUUCUAUAUAGGACCAUUAUAUUUGGAUCAUUAAUGCCUAUAUGAAUAUGAGAUCUGAAGCACAUCACGUUAAAAUUAAGUACAGCUGCUGCUUCUUACCAGGCUAUGAAGAUGCAAUGCUUCAUAUCUCUUCAGCACUUAAAAACACCAUUUUCUUCCAUUUGUUUUUUGUAGUAAAGCUUACAUUUUUCUGAACAUUUUUCUAAGGUUUUGUAUAGUAGUUAACACAGAGAAUGGCAUUAUGGUAAUACUGACACCGCAACUGAUAAUCUAUUUUGAGAGAUGAAAACUGUUUGUAGACUAAAUAGUUCUUUCAAAUUUUUAUUUCAUUGUUUUGAGGUAGUGCAAUAAUAAUCAUCGUUAUUGAAAAAUGUCAAGCUUUGACUCCAGUAACAUUAUGUAACUUUGGCAAGCUAGUUGACCUGCUUCCAUACCACGGAGGUGUAAGAGACUGAAGGAUACACCUGUGAGCCCACUAUCACUCACUUCCACAAACAUUCAUAACUGGGAUGUUUUCAAGUGAUGUUUAUAUAUUUGCAAAUGAUGACUAGAGCAUUUCAUUAGAUUUAAGAUAUUCAUAUCUACAAAGCACUGAAUAAAAAAAGGAAUUGAAUGCUUUGAUUGUUUUCAGAAUUGGCAACACUGCCUUUUUUAUUUAAGGGUUUUUAACUAGGUCUUAUUAUUCAACAGCAGAAAAGCCUAAAAGGAAAACAUGGGGCGUGAUCCCAGCAUUCAAUAAGUUGGUUUAGUGUUGCAGAUUAGCCCCAAGUCUACCCUGGUGAGACAGGUGGGAGAAUUCCACUACAAGGGGCAUGCUGUGGAGUUCACUGGCUCUAAGCUACUCUUGUCCAGUUUAGCAGCAAUCCACCAGUAUGUCACAAAAGGAAAGGAGCAUCUGGAGCAUGCUGCACUCUUACAAUUUGGAUCCCAGAAAAGUUCAAUGAAAAGGGGACACUGCAGCCAAGCAUAAUGCAACAUCCCCCCUGAGACUAGACUAUGUUACUGGAGUCCCAAAGACUGAGAAAGGAGAAGAGUGGCUUUGAGCACUCCUCUGCCUUUCACCUCUGCACAGCUGAGGACAGGGCCAUAGUGAAAUUAUAUAGUAGCUGUAAAAGAUAUAGGUGCAAUAUAUGAGUAAGAUAGAUAAUCAAAAUAACAUGACCAUUAUUUGCUUAGCACUGAAGCAGGUUUUAGCAGUUGGCUAAAGACUGUUUACAUAUUUCAGGAUGUUUAAAGACCCUGCGACAGGAGUGACCCUAACACUCCUGCUCUCCAAGAGGGCAAAAAUGCAGCUUCAUGGAAAUGAUGCAUUCUGUGGGGUGGAGAUGUAUGUCAAAACCUGCUUCUGGCUAGAUGCAUGGACUGUUUUGGACAGUAAUCCAAGUGGGUGAUAUUAGUGGUAUCUAGAGUGGUAUCCACUUUGUGUGGCUGGCAGAAAAAAGGUUGUCACACUUUGCCCAGAAGCUCAAUGGUAUUUAGGUGAUCAAAUCCCAUUGAAAUAAUUGGAAUAAAUCCAAUAAAGGAUUUAGUUGCCUAACUCAAAUUUUGUGAUGUAAAAACCCUUCUGAGCUGCCACCUACCCCUGAAGGCACCUAAAAGCCAUAGACAUCAUACUCUCUGACCCUAAAAUUUCCCAGGCACUCAGAGCUGCACCUCUUUGCCUUGCCAGAAUUGCAUCAGUCUGCAGAAUUCAUGUGUAAAUCCCACUGAGAUCCAGAAAGUAGGCAUUCACCCACUUAAGUAACUGAGGGGCCCAAUUUCAUACGUGUUCUCAGAGUACAGGUAAUACACAUCUGUUAGGAUUGUGCUUCUCACAAAUAUGGACAUGGCUGUCUUCUAGUAAGAAGUCAGGUGUGGUAGCAAUGGUGCUUUUCACAUUUUAUAUACAAUUCUAGUGGGAGAUUUAGGUUAUAAGUCCUCCCCAGCCUAAGAGGGUUCAAAUUCAUAUAUUUCUUCUGGACAAAUGAGAAAGGAGAAUACCUAACUCACUAAGUAGAGGCCAGGCUGGGACAGGGACACUCUCAGUUCUUCCUGUGGAAGACAUGCCACUGUGCAGCAAUAAAAAGACAAGAUUCACUGGGUUAUAGGCAGCAUUGUUUGCAAGUCUAGUGGUUAGGGCAUUUACCUGGGAGGAAACUAUUUCUUUAUCACCUGCCUGUUUAAUUUGAAAUACAGAGACAGUCUUCAGAUUAGGGACCAGAUCUAGGUCUUCCCCAUCAAAGUGAGUACAUGAGCCACUAGACUACAGAGCCAUAUCCCCACUUGUAUUCUCUUUCUGCGCAGUUAAUCAAGCACACUGUUGCCCACAUUUCCAACAGGAGCAAUAGCCGGGUAUUCUUUUCAGAAUAACCUGUAGUCUGUUGGCUAGGGAACUCUUCUGGGAGGCUGGAGAUUUGUGCUUGAAUCUUCUCAGGCUGAGUAGAGAAGUGAAUCCAUAUCUACCACUCCUGGAGCUGUGUAGUAAGGAGUAGACUACUGUGUAAAAAGUGACCUCUUCCCUUACCCUGUGUCCUUAAGGAAAAAGGAGGGGAUCCCACUUAGUUCUUUAAAAAAUGGCUGUAGCUAACAACCUUCAAGAGAGGGUCCGGAGCUAUAGAUCUUAAGUAGCCAGUGGGGCCUCUUUGCAACCCUCAGUGGGAUGCUUAACUCUUGAAGAAGGGUGGUAUUUCUAAUACAGCCCUGCGUUUAGUCUUUUACCUUUUGUGGCUUCCAUCUCACAGUACUGGCUGCUUUGGAUACACUUCUGAGACAAAUCCCAUGUGUUGGAUAUGGGGCAAGUGCCUAAUCCAGGAUUCUGGUUUCCAGACAGCAAGAGCCUAACAAAGGCACAGUAUAGAAUUGACUGCUGCCCCUCAAUUUUAGGUCCCCAUAGCCCCCUUUUUGGAUCAAGCCCUAAGCACCUAAACACCUUUGAGUGUCUGGG
Messenger RNA from Gavialis gangeticus (Gharial), 6825 nucleotides. RefSeq names its product protein phosphatase 1 regulatory subunit 3A (gene PPP1R3A). Gene Ontology annotation, cellular component: protein phosphatase type 1 complex. Gene Ontology annotation, molecular function: glycogen binding; protein phosphatase 1 binding. The transcript is spliced from 4 exons. Gene Ontology annotation, biological process: regulation of glycogen biosynthetic process. The record is from RefSeq and is a predicted model, not a curated record. Bases 1 to 3717 code for a protein of 1238 amino acids. NCBI's taxonomy places the organism in Eukaryota, Metazoa, Chordata, Crocodylia, Gavialidae.